Messenger RNA from Didymodactylos carnosus, 1704 nucleotides. NCBI's taxonomy places the organism in Eukaryota, Metazoa, Rotifera, Eurotatoria, Philodinida, Philodinidae. The record is from the annotation of a GenBank genome assembly.
AUGUGCAAUAUUCAUCUGUCCAGUGGUUUUGGCAAGCCAAGUGUUUAUCAUGGUUUAGUUGUAAUAUUUUUAGAAUUUUUUGCAUGGGGACUCUUAACAAAUCCAGUUAUUACCACUCUAAAUCGAACAUUUCCAUCACAUACAUUUCUUAUGAAUGGUGUUAUUCAUGGUAUAAAGGGUUUACUAACGUUUCUUAGUUCUCCGUUAUUGGGUGUUUAUUCAGAUGUAUGGGGACGAAAACCAUUUUUACUUCUUACAGUCUUUUUUACAUGUUCACCAAUACCAUUAAUGAAAAUUAGUCCAAUGUGGUAUUUUGCUCUAAUAAGUAUCAGUGGAUUAUUCUCUGUGACAUUUAGUGUUGUCUAUUCUUAUGUGGCCGAUGUAACAGAUGAAUUAUCAAGAGGAGCAGCAUAUGGUCUUGUAACGGCUACAUUUGCUGCCAGUUUGAUAACAAGUCCAGCCAUUGGUGCACAUUUAGCUCGUUUAUAUAGUGAAAAUUUUGUUAUUGCUGUGGCCACAGGCGUAGCUAUUUUGGAUCUUAUAUUCAUUUUUUUUGCUGUACCGGAAUCAUUACCAGAACGUUUGCGAACAAAUACUAAAAUAUCAUGGGAUAAAAUUGAUCCAUUUUCAGCAUUAAAACAUAUUACACAUGAUCGAUUUAUAUGUCUUACUUGUUUUAUUGUCUUUUUAUCAUAUUUACCAGAAGCUGGGCAAUAUUCAUGUUUUUUUGUCUAUUUAAGAUUGGUGCUUCAAUUUACGGAAGAUGAAAUUGCUUAUUUUAUCGCCUUUAUAGGAAUUCUUUCAUGUAUUGCUCAAACUGCUAUUUUAGCGUGUUUACAACGUUAUUUUGGUUCUAAAGAAACAAUAAUGGUUGGAUUGUUUUUUCAAAUUGUACAAUUAGCCGCAUACGGAAUUGCAACAUCUAACUGGGUAAUGUGGUUAGCUGGUGUAUUCGUUGCAUUAUCUUGUAUCACUUAUCCGUCCAUAAGUGCAUUUGUAUCUAUCUACGCUAAAGAAAAUGAGCAAGGACUUGUUCAAGGAAUGGUGAAUGGUGUUCGAGGUUUAUGUAAUGGUUUAGGUCCAGCCAUGUUUGGUUUUAUAUUUUAUUUAUUCCAUGUUAAUUUAAAUGACGGCAAUAUACACAGUACAACGUUGUUGCCAAUCAGUUUUCAAAAUAAAACAUCUAUUUCAUAUAAAAAUGAUAUACUCAAUGUAAGUGGAAACAUAGUUUUCAAAAGCAUAAUAAAUAAAGAGCACAUCAAAAAGAACAACUAAUAAAUUAUUGUUUAUUUCAGCGUGAUGUUCCUGGACCACCAUUUCUGUUUGGUGUUUUAUUGGCUACAAUUGCUUUAAUGUUUUCUCUUCUCUUACCAAAUUCUAAACCUGACUCAAACGAUGUAAAUACAACACGAACAGUUGAACGAGAAGCACUUUUAUUAGAUCUAGUGACAGACACAGGUGUUACUUCGACUUGAGUUCUAAUACAUAUUUUAUUUUUUAACAAUUUUAAAUUUGAUUUUCCGGACAAAAAUGCAAAACUUCUAAAACCAAAUGAUCUACAAUUAGUUAAAAAUGUCAUUUAUCGGACAACUAAUUGUACUUCAAUGUAGAACAAAUUAAAAUGCAAACUACAUUAUAUUGAUGAAACUUUAUGAGCGUCAUAUGUCUGACGCACUUCACUGGCUGCUCUUUCUUUUUCCAUUC